Molecule: messenger RNA, 6233 nt
Organism: Alligator mississippiensis (American alligator)
Lineage: Eukaryota; Metazoa; Chordata; Crocodylia; Alligatoridae
Gene: RERG
Product: RAS like estrogen regulated growth inhibitor
Exons: 5
Coding region: 301-900 (199 amino acids)
Molecular function (GO): GTPase activity; GTP binding
Source: RefSeq, a predicted model, not a curated record
GCGAAGCGCGGGCGCAGUGCGCAGCAGUCCCGCUAUCGCCAGCCGGGCUGUGGCGGGCGGGCUAGAGGCGGCCCCUGCAGGGCUGCGGUGUGGCCCGCUCCGUGCAGACUGCCGACCUCUUCGUCCCGAGCCGUCGUCAUCUCCCUGGAAGUGAGGUGAGGUGGGGCAAGGUGAGCUGAGCUGAGGUCCCGCAUUGAGGUCAUGAUGACAUGGUGAAGCUGAAAGUAGGACCCGGGAACCUUUCCUCUGCUUCAGUUUUAGUACUCUAGUGAAUUUGCCACCGGUUCCAUUUUUUCCACCAUGGCUAAGAGUGCAGAAGUGAAACUGGCAAUCUUUGGUCGAGCUGGAGUGGGGAAAUCAGCUCUUGUUGUACGCUUCCUGACCAAGCGGUUCAUCUGGGAGUAUGACCCUACUCUAGAGUCAACAUACCGUCACCAAGCAACGAUUGAUGAUGAAGUUGUUUCCAUGGAGAUACUAGACACAGCUGGUCAGGAGGAUGCUAUUCAGAAAGAAGGACACGUACGAUGGGGUGAAGGUUUUGUGCUGGUCUAUGACAUCACUGACAGGGGCAGCUUUGAGGAAGUGCUGCCACUGAAAAACUUGCUGGAUGAAGUUAAAAAGCCCAAAAACGUUACUCUCAUCCUAGUGGGAAACAAAGCUGACCUGGAUCAUUCCAGGCAGGUCAGCACAGAGGAGGGUGAAAAGCUGGCCACAGAACUAGCAUGCGCUUUUUAUGAGUGCUCUGCUUGCACUGGUGAAGGCAACAUCAUGGAAGCCUUCUAUGAGCUCUGCCGUGAGGUGCGACGUCGGAAGAUGGUUCAGGGCAAGACUCGGAGACGGAGCUCCACCACCCAUGUCAAACAGGCCAUUAACAAGAUGCUGACCAAAAUCAGCAGCUAAGAGAGUGGUGUUAAAGUACCAAAAUGUUACAGAGCAGUUUGGUUUGGAGUUGGGAGGAGGCAGCCAGAUCACAUGAUUGAUGCUUUAUUUUUUAAUGGGGAAAAAAAGAGAAAACAACUCACAAUUUCCUUUUUGAGUAACAUAAGCCUAGAUUUUUUUCCAGCUUUAAAUGAUUUUAGAGUGUUUGUGUCCACUCUACGUUAUUUCUGUCCAACAUCGAAGAGAUAUUCUAAAGGACUGGAUGACUCAGGGGAUGGGUAAUGAGACAGCACCUUAUGGCUCUAGGUUGCUGACUCAAGUAGAACCCAGAUUGUAUGAAACAGAGUCAUUAUCAUUCAAGAGCUUUCCAGUAGUCUAAGGAAACUAAGUCUCCAUCUAGCCACGGUCAUCACAAUUGGAUUUCUCAACAGAGACCAAGGACCCAAAUGCAAAAGUGCACUUGCAGAUUGCGGCAUUGUACUCCCUAUAGAUGGAGAAAAUCAGUCUCCAAAAUUGCUAAUGGGACACCCUUUACCAGCACUAAGUUGACACAGUUUCUAUUGUAACAAACCCAUUUUUUUCCAGCUCUAAUACUAGUGCCUACACUCUUAUGUAUGUAUUUAAUAUAGUAAAUGUGUCGCAUGCCAGAUGAAGAUUGUCAGUGAUGGAUGGAUUUCAGUGAGUCUGAAGUUCAUCUGCUUUUCCAGGUGUCUUAGAGCUGCAGAAUUGGGCAGGAAAUAGUACAUAAACAACAUUUCCAAUGACAUUUUAGUAUUUCCACCCCCAAGAACAGAAAUGAGUAUGCGGGGGGCAGGCAGGGGUGGAAAUCAAACUCUAAGAUAGACAAAACAUAAAUCAAUCAAUUUGGUAGUAGUUUAGAUUAAGUUUUAAUUUUGCCCUCAUUUAAUUAAAAAUGGAUCGUCUUUUUCUAGCUAAGACUAAAUAUGGGCCUCAAAGUUUGGGAAGGAUAAAGAUUCCAAAUCUAAACCUGUAUGUACCUAAAGUAAACUGACCUUUCUAUUACAAAAGCUUCCUAAGCAGUCAAAUGUUUAAAAAUCAGUUGGACUUUUUCUUGCUUGAGCCUAUGUCUUGUUUAAACCAUUACAGAAGAAGUUUUUAUGCUUUUGUGAUGUUUUUGUGGGAUACUAAGUUGCAUAUGCAUUUGAUUCAAUAUUUGUGAUUGGGGUAGAACGUUCCCCUUUUCUUUUUUCCUUCUCUACCUGUCAUUUGAGCAAACUGUCAGAUUUACCUGUACCUUACUGACUUAGUGGCUGCAUUUCUGAGGCCUUCCUCCAAGAAAAGGUAUACAGGAGCACAGGUUAGGGAGUACUGUAAGUGUUUUCAGAUUAUAGUCCUCUCUUAGGAUCUGUUUCAUACUUUGCGCAGCUAAGAAUGGUGUCAAGACUGGCAUCAUGCUGAGCAGCUUCUAGUAGGAUGAGAGCACAAAUGGAAAUAUUAGAAACUCUUUUUUGAUGACCAAUACACUUCUAUGCAACAUUCAGUUUUAUUCUCCACUGCUUUGCACUUGUCAGUUAUUUAUGCCUGUACAAAACCAGUGCAAAAUGGGUAUAAAACACUACUACAGUUGUAGGCAGGUAGGGAUAUUUGAUUUGUCUGCACUUUAGAGAGGUAUGAAUAGGCAUAUAAGGUACAAUGUUGUGUAUGUCUGGCCCACCAUACUCACAUGAGCGGGGAUGCAGGAGUCCUUAAGCUGUUUCUAAACCACAACCAUUAAGGGGACUCUGUUAAAAUUUUUUCUUUGUGUCACUGGCUGAGUACAGUCAGUCAAAAAGCCCAAGGCUGAAUCAAUUCAAUCUUUGCAGGUUAGUCUAACCUGUGUAGAUUGAACCAAUAAGCAAGCGAACAGACAUUCUCUCUUGAUUCCAGAAAUGCAGCCACAUGCCCGCAGUGGCUCAGGCCAAAAAGGCGGGGGUGGCAAGACGUUAGAGUAUGCCUCCCUGUUCGUCUGGAGCAGACAGCUUGGGCCAAGGCUUGCCCACCCACUCUGUGAGGGGGAGUUUGUGGGGAGGUUCAAAGCAUCCUGGGAUACUGGGGGACUGAGAGUUAACUUGAAUCUGCAGGGGAUCUGGGAUAAAAGUUCAAUAAAUCAGUUUAACCUAACUCAGUUAAGUCUGAUACUACAUCCAUCCAGGUUUCUCUUAAACUGGUUUUGGCCAUUUUGAAAGCGGUUUAUGUGCACAGAACUUCUGUUGUGUUACAGAUUUAAACUGGCUUCUGAUCACUUAUACCAUUUUGUGUGUAACUUCUGUCCCUAGCUAUUAAGUCUCUGAGAUGAGAGACAUUGAAGGAAUUCACAUUCAAAUGUCUUUUAAAGCCACUUAUGCUAAUUGCUUAUUUUCUAAACUUGAUCCAGUUCAGAGAGUGAAAUUAGACUGUGUAAGCUGGAAUUAGUUUUUAUUCUCUGAUUCUCUACUCUGGCACAUGUAACUGUAUUUAAGUUGCAAGUUUCACAGUUUCAUAGUUGCUAGGGUUAGAAGGGACCUGAGUAGAUCAUCAAAUCCGACCCCCUGCCAUGGCAGGAAAGAGUACUGUGGUCAAACGACAUCGGCAAGGUGUUCAUCCAGCCUCCUCUUAAAGACCCCCAGGGUAGGAGCCAGCACCACUUCUCUUGGAAGUUGGUUCCAGAUCCUAGCCACCCUGACAGUGAAGUAGCGCCUCCUGAUGUCUAGUCUGAAUCUACCCUCUGCCAGCUUGUGACUGUUACUUCUUGUCACUCCUGGGAGUGCUGGGGGGAACAGGGACUCCCCCAAUGCCUGCUGGUCCCCUCUGACUAGUUUGUAACAGGCCACUAGAUCCCCUCUCAGCCUUCUCUUGUGGAGGCUGAACAGGUUCAGGUCCUUUAGCCUCUCCUCAUAGGGCCUGCCCUGCUGCCCCCUGAUCAUGUGGGUGGCCCUCAUCUGGCCCCUCUCCAUGUUGUCCACAUCCCUCCUGAAGUGCAGUGCCCAGAACUGGAUGCAGUACUCCAACUGCGGCCUGACCAGUGUCGCAUAGAGGGGGAGGAUCACCUCCUUGGACCUGCUUGAGAUGCAUCUGUGGAUGCAUGACAAGGUGCAUUUGGCCUUCCUGACCGUGUUCCCACAUUGUCACAGUGCAAGUGUUGCAGUGAAAUCAUUAAAGUGUAAUACAAGUUAGAAGUCACAGGCAAUACAUCAUCUUGUCCUUCAACAGAUCUGCCCCCAAAUUAUAGCAGUCAGAUCACUCCACCAAUCUUCCCCGCCUCCAGCAAAAAUCAGGUUUUGCCCUUUUCACUCCUGUUAAUACUGCAGGUAUAAGAAAGUGAAUGGAUUCUUGACUGAUUCAGGCAUCAGCAGCUGUUUGCUGGUGCGCUGAUCUUGAAAAUGCAUAUGAUUAACUUAACAUGCAAGUGUUUGCAAGUUCCAGACCUAAGUUCAUCCAAUUAUUGUUAAUAUUCAUGAUGUUGCUGCAACCACAAAAAUAUACCUUGCCUUUACAUUCUAGGAUAACAGUUAGGGAAAAAUAAUCAUUUUCCCUUGUGCACCGAGGAGGUUUGAUUUAAAGUUCAAUAAAAUAAUAAUAAGGAAUGCUAUAGCGCUUUCUGUGUAGACUCGCUUUACAAAUCGGAAUGGCACUAAAAGAAAGUUAGUAUUGACUUUGCAAAAAAAUGAUGUCAAUGCUUAUUUAUUAGAAGAUGUUGAGACUAAAGAAAGUCUAUGCUAACGAAAGUGUCCAUUUAGAAAUGUAGCUUUCCUUGUACUUUACCUUGAGGAAGUCACAUCCUUCUGACAACACAGUAUGGUAGGCAAACACAUCUUAAUUGUUGCAUAGAGGCCUUCUACAAAAGUAUAACUUUUAUUUGCAAAUAUUAAAUUCAGAGAAAACUGUAGAUGACAUGGCCAAAAGGAGAAAGACAAUUUUGUGAUAUUGGUUUCUCUCACUACUUUGUUUUUAAAUUAAAAGCUGUUUUGGGGAGUGGCUUGUUUGUAUUUUUCUUCUCUGUUUAAGGGAAAGAAUGUUAUGCCAAUUAUAAAGCAACAUAUUAUAUAGUAUCUAUAAUAUACUAUAUAGUAUAGUAUAAUUCAGCUAAGUUUACUGCUUCUCAAGUUGUUUCAAUAUAUAUUUUGGUUGUGCUACAAAACGUUUUCUAUUUCUAUAAUAUGUCAGACAGGCAGAAAAUGCCAAAGUGUUGAAAGGCCUGAAAAGGAUUGCCUCAGGCCUCUCAGGAAAACAGGGGCAGAUUAACACUUUAAUAUGUAUUUUUAUUGAUUUUUAUUGACUUGCAUCAUUUUUCCUCUUUGAUGACUUUAACUGUUCUGAAUGGCAUAUCUUGCACCCGAGCACCUAGGUAUUAAUAGAUCUAAUAGCAUUUAAAAUUAAAUUGGUGGCUUAUAUCAGGCAAUUCAUAGCUGAUCAAAAGUAUUAGCAUCAUUUCAGCGACCUGCAUGGAAUGGAUUGGUAAAGUUGUAUAUGAACCUUAUCCAGAUAUAUAAAAGAUAGAUUGGGCAGGCUAUGAAGUCUGGGAGUGAAAUCUUAGUCCAACAAGUCAAUUGUAACUUUGCCAGUGACUUCAUUGGAGCUAGUAUUUCAGAACACCUGACUGUCCCCAAAUUUCAGUCCUCUAACUAUCAGUCUUACGGCAUUGUUCGUCAGCACUACAGUCUGUAAUGAUUGAAGUGGGAAAUAGAGUUAAAUACUGUGUCUUACAACCCUAAUCUGUUUUCCUUGCAAAUGAAGUUAAUUCAUAUUAUAAGGAAGAAAUGGGAAAAUUACUAUUGUUUUAUUGGAAACUGUUGUUUCCAAGAGAUCCCAGCAAGGAGAUUUAAUGGUCAGACACAUAGGACAGGUCCUAGGCUAUAGUUGACAUACAUCUGUGAAGUUGAAGGGCAAGAUGGGUGUGCAUGUGAUGGAAAGAGGAUCUAAACCUACUUAGUCUUUUCCUUAAACCUCAGGCCAACUAGAUGGCUUUAAGGUACACUGAGCUUCCCAAGGGUGGCAUAGAACUUCCAUAGUCAUCUGAGAACUUGGUCAAAACAGCCGCUGAAUAUUAGGUGCCAUUGAAGCAGUGUGAAGCAGCCAUGUAGAGUGAAGGAUCAGGUCCUUAAACUCUAAUCCCUCCCCCCGCAUCAGUAAUUAUUCAAAAAAUAUUACCUACAAAAUAAAAAGCCACAACCUUCAGCUUUGGAGGGGAAAAGAUCCUAAAGGUGACAUAUAUUUAGGGUUUUCUGUUUACAUAUCUUUAAAAAAGAAAAGAAAAAAAAGCAUUUGUGAAGAUAUAGAGGCUUUAAUUCAACAAAUAUUGCUUGGCAGCUUUGUGUAGCUGACUUCAUUUUCUUUGAGAAAGUAAAUCUAUAAUAAAAACAGUGUCAUUUUAGAAA